AUGUCACAAACCACCCAAGACCGAAUCCUCGUCCUCGGCGCCGGCGAGCUGGGCGACGCCAUCCUGGACGCGCUCACCAGCUCCCCGCUCUACUCGCCCUUGCGACACCCCAUUUCCCUCCUCGUCCGCCCCGAAACCAUCACCAACACCGACGCAGCCAAGCAUGCACGGGUCAGGGCGUACGAAGCGAAAAACAUCAAGUUGGUGGGCGGCGACCUGUUCGGCGCCUCCGAAACGGACCUGGCCGGCACCCUGUCGCGCUACACGACAGUAAUCCACGCCAACGGCAUGACGGCGCCGCCGGGCACGCAGCUCAAGAUCUGCAGGGCGGCAUUGGCCGCGCAGGUGGCGCGUUACGUGCCCUGGCAGUUCGGCGUAGACUACGACGUACUGGGUCCGCUGGCAGGCGGGGGUCUGUUCGCCGAGGCGUGCAAGGUUAGGAGCGUGCUCAGGGCGCAGGACGCGGUGCGGUGGACCGUCGUCAGCUGCGGCAUCUUCACCAGCUUCUUGUUUGAGGAGAGCUGGGGCGUCGUGGUGCCUCAGGGGGGAGGGGUUGUCAAGGUCACGGCGCUGGGGGGUUGGGAGGACGGCAUAACGGCCACGACGACGGAGGACAUUGCGCGCGUCACGGCCAGGUUGGUGCUGAAUGCAGAGGAGGACGGUGUGUGGAGUGGUGGUGGGGGCGCCGGGCCGCCAGUCUACAUCGCGGGGGACACGCUGACGUAUGCAGACCUGGCCGACGUGGUGGGGAGGGUGACGGGGAAGGAGGUGGUGAGGGAGUGUGUGGGCCGGGAUGAUCUGAGAAAGACGCUUGAGCAGGACCCUGACAACAAGCUCUUCAAAUACCGAGUUGUGUUUGGUGGAGGCUCUGGGGUGAGCUGGCCUAAAGAGGGCACGUGGAAUGAUUCCCAGGGGUUGGAAAUGGAGACCAUCGAGGGUUGGCUGCGGAGAAGCAAGCAAUGACGGUGUUUGUGUCUUUCUGAUCGGGAAAUUGGGGGAAAAUAUUUGGUUGACCAAAUCUGCAAUGUAACCUUGUUCCUAGCCCUACAAGCUCAAACUUAGCUACCUU
Pyricularia oryzae 70-15 is the source of this 1069-nucleotide messenger RNA. RefSeq lists its product as uncharacterized. NCBI's taxonomy places the organism in Eukaryota, Fungi, Ascomycota, Sordariomycetes, Magnaporthales, Pyriculariaceae. The transcript has a single exon. The record is from RefSeq and is a predicted model, not a curated record. The coding region runs from base 1 to 963 and encodes 320 amino acids.